Molecule: messenger RNA, 2092 nt
Organism: Camellia sinensis
Lineage: Eukaryota; Viridiplantae; Streptophyta; Magnoliopsida; Ericales; Theaceae
Source: RefSeq, a predicted model, not a curated record
UUUUCUUUAAUUAAAACGGUGCCGUUUUAUGAAUAGGAGGCGUUUAUAAACGUCUUCAAAUGCGUGUUAUCUCACGCGGGUCCUUUUUCAAAUUUGAGAAUCUCAACUCUCAAAUUGAACCGAUGCACUCGCAAAUACUCUCUCUCUCUCUCUCUCUCUCUCUCUCUCUCUCUCUCUUUCUCUCUUGUCUAAACCCUAAUUAUCACAGAGAUUCAGUUGCUUAUCAAUGGAAUCCUUAGAAAUCGAAGUUCUGUCUCGAAAUCGAAGUGAUUCAUCAGAGCGAUUUCGAAGUUCAUCUCGCGAUUUAGAUCAGUCUCAGCGAUUCAGAUCUCGAAAUCGAAGUUCAUAUCUCGAAAUUUUAAAAUUCAGAGUUCAUAUCGCUUCGCUUUCAUAUUGCGAUUCAAAUCUAAGUUCAUAUCACUUCGAUUUCGAUUUAGAUCUGAGUUCAUAUCACUUCGGUUUCGAUUCAGAUUGUGAUUCAGAUCUCAGCGAUUCAGAUCGGUCUCAGUGAUUCAUGUCUCAAAAUCGAAAUCGAAGGUCAUCUCAGCGAUUCAGAUCGAGGUUCAGAUCGAUCUCGGCGAUUCAGAUCGGUGAUUCAUCAGAGCGAUUUCGAAGUUCUCUCUCGAAAUCAAAAUCGAAAUCGAAGUUCAUCUCAACGAUUCAGAUUGGAAGAGAUAGAGCUUGGACUUUCCAAUAUGUUCAAAAGAUCCAUUUCAGAGACGACAUUAGAGCGAAUGUCUGGUUUGUUUGGAUCGUUUUCAAUUCUUCAACCAAAGGAGGGGAAAAAAAGUUACAGGCACAUUGCGUAGGCAAAGCAGUGGGGAAGAAGUUGGAUCAAGAAUGUUCUUUCAAUCCUUCAAAGCUUCAUCGAAAUGCUUCUGCCGCAGCUAAUAUGAAUAACCUUGCUUCACAAUCCUCUUCCGCAAAUCCAGUUCCUCUGAAGUGCACAAGUAGCUCUUUUGAUGAGAAGCUUCUUGUACAGAUACUUUACAAGGUCCUGUUUUCAAUAUCAAAAACCAAUCCGAUCGUGCUGUAUCUUAGGGAUAUUGAGAAGCUCCUUUUUAGGUCGCAAAGGAUAUAUAACUUGUUUCAAAAAAUGUUGAACAAACUGUCACGGCCAGUGUCGAUCCUUGGUUCACGAGUUGUGCAUGGAAACGACUAUGGACAAGUGGAUAAGAGGCUUACUGCUCUGUUCCCUUACAAUAUUGAAAUCAGGGAACCCGAAGACGAAACACAUCUUGUCAGCUGGAAGUCUCAACUUGAGGAGGAUAUGAAGAUGAUCCAAUAUCAGGACAACAAAAACCACAUUAUUGAAGUACUUGCAGCUAAUGACCUUGACUGUGAUGAUCUGGGUUCAAUCUGUGCAGCAGAUACGAUGGUUCUUGGUAACUAUAUAGAAGGAAUUGUAGUAUCUGCAGUCUCUUAUCAUUUGAUGAAUAACAAGGAUCCUGAAUACGGACACGGAAAGCUAGUUAUUUCAUCCUCAAGUUUGUCCCAUGGUUUGAGCACAUUCCAGGAAGGCAAGUCUUCUGGAAAGGAUACUUUAAAGUUAGAAGCGCAGACUGAACCUUCUAUGGAUGCACCAAAGGAUGAGGCUGUUGCUGUGAAGCCAGAAACAAAAGUUGGAAGCACAGUCCCUGAGGCAUCAGCUUCAACAGUGAAGGAUGCUGGUAACUCAGCGCCAGCAUCAAAAGCUCUGGAGAUUCCUCCUGACAAUGAAUUUGAGAAGCGCACAAGGCCAGAAGUCAUACCAGCUAGUGAGAUCGGUGUGACAUUCAAAGAUAUUGGUGCUUUGGAUGAUAUUGAGGAAUCUCUCCAAGAACUAGUGAUGCUACCUCUUCGAAGACCAGACCUAUUCAAGGGAGGCCUUUUAAAGCCACGCAGAGGAAUAUUGCUAUUUGGGCGCUGGGAAGACAAUGUUGGCAAAGGCCAUUGCCAACGAGGCUGGAGCAAGUUUCAUCAACGUGUCUAUGUCUACUAUCACUUCAAAAUGGUUUGGUGAAGAUAAGAAGAAUGUUCGUUUGUGGUUAAUGUUAAAACAUGAUUUUUGGAUAUAUGUUAGUUUGUGGUUAAUGUUAAAACAUGAUUUUUG